Postia placenta MAD-698-R-SB12 is the source of this 273-nucleotide messenger RNA. RefSeq lists its product as hypothetical. Bases 1 to 273 code for a protein of 90 amino acids. The transcript has 2 exons. Lineage: Eukaryota; Fungi; Basidiomycota; Agaricomycetes; Polyporales; Adustoporiaceae. The record is from RefSeq and is a predicted model, not a curated record.
AUGUCACCUAUUCUCUAUCUUCCUUCUCAAGUCAUGACCUCUGAGCAGGCAGUGAGCAGAGUACAGGAUCUCAUCGACAAUUAUCGCCGCCACACGGAGGUACCCUCGUCGACACUACCCACGGCGAUGCGCCUGAUAAUUCGACAAGCUUUCGAGGAGUUGGCGCAUUGGACUAUGCGCAUUGAAAUAUACCUCCCCCAGCUACCUAUGUUCUUCCCCGACGAUAUUGUGCGCCAAAUCAUCAUCAUCGUAAGCAGUGCACACGCCAACUGA